Messenger RNA from Lactuca saligna, 384 nucleotides. Lineage: Eukaryota; Viridiplantae; Streptophyta; Magnoliopsida; Asterales; Asteraceae. The record is from the annotation of a GenBank genome assembly.
AUGACCAUAAAUUCUUCUACCUCGCAACAACCUCAAGUAGAAAGAAGUUAUAUGUCAAGAGAUACAUCAACAAUGUCGAUAAAGAAGAACAAGACGAGCACAAAGACAUUAAUGAAGCAUAUAAUAUGCAUUGUGGCUGACUUAACUUCUAAAGUAGACCAUGUAUUAAAGAAAAAAGAUAAACCAAAUACAUUGUUUAGUGGGGAGGACAUGGUAAAUGAAGAGGAUGAAGAAACAUAUCACCAUGGUAAAGAGUUGAAUUAUGAUGAUACAUUUAUUCAUGGGUUGGAGGUAAAAGUUGGGCUUACAACUACGUGGCAAUAUGUUGAGCCAUCACCGGACGUGGUUCAACAUCACAAAAGAAACAAUCACUCCUAUUAUUAG